Brassicogethes aeneus is the source of this 864-nucleotide messenger RNA. Lineage: Eukaryota; Metazoa; Arthropoda; Insecta; Coleoptera; Nitidulidae. The record is from the annotation of a GenBank genome assembly.
AUGAGUAGUGUAGUGAAUAUGUCUGAAAACACUCUGAUUAAACUAAAAACAACGCUAAAAAAUCACUUUGAAUCAAACGAGAAGUCUCAAGGUGACGUGCAACAAAAUCAAGGAAGCGUAAACGAACAUCUAUUGUCGAGAAUGGUAAAACAAUUAGAAGAUAGAGUAGAGGAACAAUCUAAGAUGAUAAAACACCUAAUUGGCAGUGAAAACUCCGAAAUAACAAAUAUUCCUUUAAAUAAAAACAAUGAAAAUAAAGAAAAAAGAGUAAGAAUCAAAAGUAGUUCAAAUGUACCACAAAACAAUACUGAAACUAAAAUGGACGAACCUGUCAAAAUAAACAUAAAAGAGAAAAAUGUAAAGAAAACAAACAUCGAAGGAAGCGCAAUUGUAGAUGAAAAUGAAUUUCAAGCUGCACCAAAAAAAGCAUGGCUUUUUAUUGGUAGAGCGCAACAAACCACUACAAAAGAAAAAGUAGAAAACUAUUUGGCCAAAAAAAAUCCAAAUACGGUUUUCGAAGUUGAGGAAAUAAAAAAACAUGCUACGAAUAAUAGCAAAAAUAAAUCUUUUAAGGCUGUUCCUCUCAUGUUCCUUCUCGUCAAAACAAUUAAAUUAAAAAUGUUUCCAACAAUUCCCAGCAUGCAAAUGGAGGGCAGCGCCAUUCCGUACGAGUACCUUCGAAGCACUUCGAUUCGGGGAUCCUCAGAAAUGGGGAUCGUGUCUGAAAACGUCCCUGGCAAAUUGGAACUGUUGUUCCAGAUACAGGGUGUACAGUCGAUUGAGGUGCCAUUCACGCAAAGGGCCGACUCAUUUGGAGACUCGCUCGAAAACAGGGACAUGGCGUCCAUCGGGGUUUGCCCUUAA